Molecule: messenger RNA, 665 nt
Organism: Dracunculus medinensis (Guinea worm)
Lineage: Eukaryota; Metazoa; Nematoda; Chromadorea; Rhabditida; Dracunculidae
Source: the annotation of a GenBank genome assembly
UUUGUUCUUUUGGUGAACGACCUUAUUGGGAAUGGACAAAUCAGAAAGUUAUCAGUGAAGUAACACUAGGAUACCGAUUGCCACCUCCAAUGGACACUCCAGUGACUCUUCAUAAUUUAAUGCUUCGAUGUUGGCAUAUUGAUCGACACAAAAGGCCAACAUUUGCUCAAAUUUUGCAAAUUCUCGAAGAAUAUAUUCGUCAUCCGGAUUUAAUCUAUAUAACCGAAUCAAUUCAUAAUGGGAUAAAUAAUUCGGAAAUCUGUUCAUUCAAUUCUUCAAUGUAUUCGUCUACAUCAGCAACUUUAUUAAGAAAUGGAAUUCCUACAUUGCCGACUAUUGUAUCGCCUACAGCAUCACUUGAUGAAUUUUUGAGACAUAUUGGUCUCACCCAUUGUUUGGCUAAAUUUUAUAAAAUUGGUAUUCAUAACGUAUCAGACCUAAUGCAUUUGAGUCAAGUUGAUUUUCUAAACUACGGGUUGAUGUUAGAUGAAGCUCAAAGGAUUUUAGAUGCAUUGAACAGGCCUAUGACUACAUUACAACGAGCAAAUGAUAUGCCAGAACCAUGCUUUAUUCAACCAUCUAAACAUCCUUCGGUUUAUUCUCCUCGAAUGAUUGAUUCUUCUCCAACGUUCGGUGGUAAAAUUAAAAGUGGUUUCUUUGUCUAA